GUCAUGUUCUUGCCACUUAGUGAACAAACAGAAUAUAAAUCAGGCCGACUAGUGCCAAUUCAAGCAACAUGAAAUGACACUAAUCAAUAUCUACGAUGAAUAGGCUCACAUACGGUUAGUGCUUGACAGGUCGUUAGUAACACGUGAACAUGCGAGCUCUUGUCAUGGGAUGUUCUUCCUCGAGCACUGCUGUUGAAGAUACUCCUCACGUUAAUACCCCAGUGCGACGUGAUGUUAGGAAACAGGUUGGAUUAUCGGAUGAAUUUGAAUUACAAGAUACGGUCCCAAAGGCUGCAGAAACAAUAGUGGAAGCAUUCCUGCGGCUAGACGAAGAAAUAUGUACUCUAGAAAGUUCCUGUCCUGGGCCACGACUUCUCACGGCAGAGGCCUGGAUUGAUCAUUUGUCUAACGCCUUUAAAACAACGUAUAUCAGCAGUGAAGUUUAUCAGCAGACAAACCGACUGACGAUGGAUGUUAAGGUUAUCGAUAUUCCUAAUGGAAUUCCUGAAUCUUCCAGUGCAACCGAAUCGAUUACAACGGCAUCCGAACGUAGUAGAAAUGAUACGGCCAAGGUACACAGAUAACAAUGUUUUUUAGCAUUGAAGUUGGAUGUCGCCUUGGAUCCAGUGAAAGCAACUCGGUACGAGGAAUUCAUCGCUCGGAUUUCUCGCGCUGCGAUGCAUUUGGAAGCCGAAAGUUUUUGUGUCGACAUGAUUGACGUUGCCCGAGGUCGCGCUUCGAAUCUACGCCGGUCUUUCGACCAACUAAAAGUAUUGUAUUCCGAACUGGAUUAUGUGAUAGCUUCAGCAUCGAACGGAACCUACAGUUCUCUAAUCGAGCAGCGCUUGGAUUCGGAACUGGAAUCAGCACGAGAGAUUCGUGACCGGUUGGGAGGAGUAUGUGAGCAGUGGCGCACGGCAGGUUCGAUGGUGCGUGCUUCCGCGAAAGGAAUGCUACAAUCGGUGCGGUUUUGGAGUCUCGUUGGAAGUACCAACGAAGCUGCCGAAAAGAUUUCCUUCGCAUUGGACAGCAGAACAGCCUGCCAUGGUGCGUUGAUAACGUUAGAUGCAGCUCAGGAUGCACUGCCGCAGGUAGAAAUCCCUUACAUUACUGUAAGACAACAGUCAGCUGUUAAGCAUGGCCUCAUUUACAUGCUUACUGAUAUGGCUAAUUUAGCACGGUAUAGACACACCAAACAUGUACUGGAAGGAUUUCUCAUGAACGUUGAUAAGGUGGUUCGAUGGAUUCACGACACUUACAGUAGUACAUUGGAAAAGGAUGUUGUUGAAGCAGACCAGUCAGCUAUUUUGAUUGCAGAAAAAUUGAGGGAAAUAAGAAAAAAGUUAUUCGCUCAACGGUUUGGAUCAAAAGUCUACGUGCGACCAUCGCUACGACCAAUCGAAUAA
Messenger RNA from Malaya genurostris, 1406 nucleotides. RefSeq lists its product as uncharacterized. Lineage: Eukaryota; Metazoa; Arthropoda; Insecta; Diptera; Culicidae. The transcript has 3 exons. The record is from RefSeq and is a predicted model, not a curated record.